Molecule: messenger RNA, 1390 nt
Organism: Myxozyma melibiosi
Lineage: Eukaryota; Fungi; Ascomycota; Lipomycetes; Lipomycetales; Lipomycetaceae
Product: oligomeric Golgi complex subunit 8
Exons: 1
Coding region: 135-1349 (404 amino acids)
Biological process (GO): cytoplasm to vacuole targeting by the Cvt pathway; intra-Golgi vesicle-mediated transport
Cellular component (GO): COG complex
Source: RefSeq, a predicted model, not a curated record
CAACGUGUCAAGUCGCGGAUCGGAUUUCGAUCAGGUGAAUACGAGUCAACCUGUAAUGCAUAUAUACACCUGAAGUUGUCGCAGUUGAUCUAUUGGAUAGUUUCAGAAGCCUCUGCUUUUUGGCGAACAGCGGAAUGGAUUCUCUGGCGGAAAUCAUAGCGGGGAGAUUACCCAAGGAUUUAGCUGAGCAAGUGAAGUCAGGCAAAAGCGCAAAUGAGUAUCUUCGCCAUCUUCGAGAGCUACAGGUCGACUCUCUGUCUUCGGAAUCAGCUACUCUCAAUUCAAACCUCCAGUCGAUUGAUCGAUCAUUGACCAAGUUGGCUAUCGAAUCUCGCCCAAAUCUGAUUGCAACCUCUGCUACUCUAGAGUCGUUUACCAAAGGCUUCAAUUCUCUGACAACGUCACUCCCCGAUCUUUCACAUGCUAUGCCGAGUCUCGAAGAGGACGUCGUUCAGUUUGAGCCUAUCAACGAUCGCGGAGCAUCUGCCACUUUGUUCAGUAACGUGGACAAGGUGCUAGACAUAUUAGAGCUACCGACUCUGAUACUUACGUGUGUGCGCAACGGAUAUUAUGCUGAAGCUUUAGAUCUGGUUGGGCAUGUCAGAAGGCUGGCAAUACGUUACCGCAAUGCCAAAGUUCUUGCGAUGAUCCAGGACGAGGUAGACAAGGCGCUACUGGAGAUGACAACUUCGCUGCUGAGGCUCCUUAGAGAGAAUGUUCAACUACCAACGGCCAUCAAAGUCAUUUCAUAUCUCAAACGUCUCCAGCCAUUUCAGUCUUCUGAGAAUUCUGUGUUGGAACUACAGCAUAUAUUUCUAUUGUCGCGCUCGAUCCACCUGAAAAGUCAAUUGAAAUCUCUGGAGCCGUUGCAGUCUCUCCCCGAAAAGUAUCUGAGACGCUAUAUAGAAUUUUUCAGAGAAUUCGUUUUCGCGGCAAUCAUUGGCUUCCGAUCUAUUUUUCCUAAAGAAGGAGAUACGGGCCCUAUCAGAGACAGAGUGGAUGAUCAGCUGCUACACGAUGAAUCGAAGAGUACGAUAAGAGAAGCUGCAGGUGUUACCGUCGAUAGUGGUGAACAGUUGUUGUCAUCAUUUAUCUAUGUGGUGACUAUUGAAUUACGGCAGACUGUAAAGCAGUAUCUGCCCCUGAUUUCUGAUAAAUCGGUCUACUCGGCUUUAUAUUUACAGAUAAUAUAUGCUUCACAGUCUCUCGCGAGAGUUGGGGGCGAGUUUUGGAGUAUUCUGGCAGACGAUGAGGAUCUACAGUUUUAUGCUUCUGGUGACGACAAAAAUCCUUGGAUCUCGGCACUGGAGAAACAAAGGGAAUUGUCCAAAAAAUUAAAGCCAAGUUAAGAAUAUGGAAGGAAUCUAUCAUGUACUAAAAUACACUCAUA